AGCUCGGAUCACGUGGCUUUGCGCGUUCCUCACCAAUCAGCAGGUGGCGCCAAAUCCAACCCAGUGACGUCAGUGACUCAGGCCUCGGUGUGUUUUCACCUGGAUGGCAGGAAUCAUCAUGCAACACCAGGAGCAUCACAUCAUGUUCAUGGACUUCUGUGAAGACACGCACUGUCUGCUGGAGGACGAUAGUCCCACAGAGAUGAAGAAGGAACACAAGGACGCAGAACUGGAUAAAAAGAUCGAGGCCUUACGGAAGAAAAAUGAAGCACUUAUGAAACGCUACCAGGAAGUGGAGGAGGACAAGAAGCGUGCGGAACAGGAAGGAAUGUCACUCCACAGCAGGAAGGGAAAGACUGAUGAUCUGACCAUCACCAUCAACAAAUCCUCCAACGAUCAGCGUGUGGUGACCGAGCGCUCGGGGCCCGGACGACUGAGAGACAGAGAGAAGGAGAAGGAGAAGGAUCCGGGAUCCAGUGUCUUCAGCAUCGGGAGAGGAAAGAGACGACAGCUGCUCAUCACAGCAUCAGGAAACAUCACGGGGAAGCGGGUGUUCGGCGAAAGAAAGGACAGAAACCGUCCUGUGAGUCCAGCGAGGAUGAAGUCCUGUGCUGAGGAAGAGCUGGAGUCCAACAACACACGAGUCCCGCAGUCUUUUGCUGGGUCUCAUUAUUGUGUGUUUGUUCAGGACGACGCAGAUCAAUGGAGUCGAUGUGAGGACUCGUCUGUCGUCCCGGUCACAGAGGCCGUCGCUGACCUGAACCUCGUCUCAUCCAAAGAAGAGCAGCUGGAGUAUCUGCGGUGGAAGAAGGAGCGCGAGGAGAUCGAUCGAGAGCGUGUGGCUCGACACAAGAACGCUGAAGGCCAGUGGAGGAGAGCCUGGGACAUGGAGAAGACCGAUCUGAUGUUCUCUAAACAGGAACCUGGAGGAACAUCAGACAGAGGAGGUCGAAACACCAGAAGAGGAAAUAUGAGAGCAGAAGCAUCCAGAGGUGCGAAAAACCUCGAACUCUUAAGUCAAGGUAAACAUUAAAAAAAAUAAUGUU
Molecule: messenger RNA, 1046 nt
Organism: Carassius carassius (crucian carp)
Lineage: Eukaryota; Metazoa; Chordata; Actinopteri; Cypriniformes; Cyprinidae
Product: coiled-coil domain-containing protein 9B-like
Exons: 10
Coding region: 104-1033 (309 amino acids)
Source: RefSeq, a predicted model, not a curated record